Molecule: messenger RNA, 1373 nt
Organism: Schizosaccharomyces cryophilus OY26
Lineage: Eukaryota; Fungi; Ascomycota; Schizosaccharomycetes; Schizosaccharomycetales; Schizosaccharomycetaceae
Product: exosomal 3'-5' exoribonuclease
Exons: 2
Coding region: 113-898 (261 amino acids)
Biological process (GO): nuclear mRNA surveillance; rRNA catabolic process; poly(A)-dependent snoRNA 3'-end processing
Cellular component (GO): nucleolus; nuclear exosome (RNase complex); cytoplasmic exosome (RNase complex)
Source: RefSeq, a predicted model, not a curated record
GCUCUCUGAAGGUAAAAGUUUCAACAAUCCAAGCUAAGCUUUUGACGGUAUCGCUGCAAAAGCUUGACAAUCGAUUUGUCAAAUUUUUUGGGCUCACCGAAAAGAAGAAUUUAUGACGGAUCGAAAGAGAGUUUGCGGUCCUGUGGUCUCGGUACCUCCAGCAUUUGAAGUCCCUGAACAGCCAUCGUUUACGAGGGAUCGUAAUGCGGAUAAUUGCAGAAAAUUAUAUUUGAAGCUGGGAUGGGCUACCAAGGCUAUGGGAAGCGCCUAUUAUGAAUCUGGUAAAAUCAAGAUUGGAUGCAGUGUUUACGGUCCUAGACCGAAUAAAACGUUUUCUUUCCAGAAUGUAGCAAAGUUGAAUUGCGAAAUUAAAUUCAGUCCUUUCUCGAUGCCAGAAAGAAAAGGACACAUGCAGAGUGCUGAAGAAAAAGAUUAUGGCUUCUUACUGGAGGCAGCUCUUUCCCCUAGUAUUCUAUUACACUUAUAUCCGAAAAGUUCUAUUGAUGUUUAUAUCGAGGUCCUUGAAAGCGAUGGAACAGUAGCUACGUUGGCGGCUGCUAUUACUUGUGCUUCUGCGGCAAUCGCCGAUGCAAAUAUAGAAUGCAUAGAUUUGGUUACGGGUGUUAGUUUACUUUAUAAAAUCCAAGGACAGGAAUACUGGGUUGAUCCAGACUUUAUGGAUGAGUGUGGUCGACCACGUCCACACGGAUCUCUUGUCCUCGGUUACAUGGCAGCUCUUGGGCACGUUACUCAAGUCUGGAAUAAAGGCAAAUGCGUCCCAGAACGGCUUGCAGCUUUGCUAGGGAAAUGUACAGAGACGGCAAAGGGCAUUCGUUUAGUUGUAAACCAUACCCUUUGUCAGGAAAAAUCGGGAUCUUUGGUUAACGAAAAGCCAUGAGUCUUGUCUUUUUGUGCUACUAGGAAAAUAUAUUUAAUUCACUUCUUUUGUAUUUGUAUACAGAAUCCGUCCAAGCACACUGAAAGGCGUAUAAAAUAGCUUCGUAUCGCUCUUUUGUUCUUCAAGUACCGUCAUGGUCAUAGGUUCACUGUAACCCUGUUCUGUUUACAAACUUAAAACACAAAGGCUAUAUUAUAUUACCUAUGCAAGAGGUUAGGGACAUCCACUUGUUCUACUUUCUAUUUACUAGAUGGAGCUUGUUCGUAGACCCAGCCAAAGAUUUCAAAAGGAAUGCAUCCUAUGUAAUGAAUGAAAGUCUUGUUAUAAAGAGUUGAACCUUGCGAUGAUGAACAAGAAUUUCUUACGAAUGUCGUAAACAAGCAAACAAGCAAUUUUCUUUUAUUUUAUUUUUAGUUACAAUCACAAAACAUAUUGUCAUUUGCGAAUUUUAUAAAGCCUACUUUUCGUACGUUAC